Anolis sagrei ordinatus is the source of this 1573-nucleotide messenger RNA. Lineage: Eukaryota; Metazoa; Chordata; Lepidosauria; Squamata; Anolidae. The record is from RefSeq and is a predicted model, not a curated record.
AUGGCGCAUAUUCCCAGUCCAAUAAGCCAAGUACCUCCGCUUUCAACACCAGAAGUGGAUCAACUGCGUUUGGAAAGACUGCAAAUUGAUGAACAGCUUCGGCAGAUUGGAGCCACGUCUCGACCUCCGCCCAAUCGCACGGAUAAAGAAAAGGGCUACAUGUCGACUGAUGACGGCCCAGGGCUUGGGCGAGGGAGCCGGCCCUACAGAAACAGGGGCCACAGCAGGCGCGGUCCAGGCUAUGCUUCAGGAACUAACUCUGAAGCAUCAAAUGCUUCUGAAACAGAGUCUGACCACCGAGACGAACUUAGCGACUGGUCGUUAGCCCCAGCAGAAGAAGAACGGGACAACUACCUUCGCCGAGGAGAUGGCCGGAGACGUGGCGGAGGGGCGCGUGGCCAAGGCGGCCGAGGCCGAGGGGGCUUCAAAGGUCAGUUGCUUGACCACAUCAGAGGAACCAACAAACUUAAGAGUCCUAUCUAAGUCCUCUACAGUGGAUAGAUUUGAAACUGAGGGACAGACAUUUUCCUCAGAUGUCCUUUAAAAAUGGCAAGACCAAAACCAUAUGCCUCAUUUAUUUAUUUAUCAUGUCAGAAUCGCUUCUGACAUGAUAAAUUGAGGGUAACAGAGUUAAAAACUUGGCAUGAUACUAAAUGUCCUUUGACAUUUCAAGUGCCUCUGGUGUGGCUGUAAGAUGGUCCUCCAUUGUAGCAGGGGCCAGACUGCAUUGUAAUAAGUGGUCUGUGGUUUGCUCUUCUCCACACUCACAUGCCGUGGACUCCACUUUGUAGACACAUUUCUUAAGGUUGGCUCUGCAUCUUGUGGUACCAGAGCGUAGUCUGUUCAGCGCCUUCCAAGUCACCAGUCUUCUCUGUCCCCAGGAGGGUGUUUAUCAUCUGGUCUCAGCCACGGAUUGAGGUUCCAUCUGUAUACUCUACAGAUGGGAUUUCUAAUCCCAUAUAGCAUCUAUAAAAUCUUAUAAAACUACAUCUUUUUCAGUGUAAUGUUGGCUAAGCAAUAUAAUUUUUCCAGUGGUGUGGGGUGUAGACAUCCUGCUAUAAUACUUUUUAAAAAAAAUACAUAUCGUACACACACAAAACAUUUACAAUUCCCACUACCAACACGAGGAUUGUUUUCUUUUACAUAUUCAUUUCUUUUUGAGACAAUCUUUAUAUCUUUAUCUUUAUACAUUUCCAUCCUAUAUACUAUAUAACAUUUGUAUCUUAUUUCUUAUGGCAUGAUCUCCGGAUUGAUUCAAAAUAUAGUUCUUUACCCUUGUCCAUCUUUCUUCCAUUUCUCUCAUUCUAUUUUGAUUGUUUUUUAAAUCAUUUAAUUUCACCUUCAAAAUUUUGAAUUCAAUUUGCUCCACCAUAUAUUGGUACCAUUUAUUAACUGUCCAUUUUGAUUUAUUUUUCCACCCUUAUACUAUUACUGCUUGUGCACAUUCAAUUAUUGCUUCUUUUAUUUCCCUUUUAUUUCCCAUUUCCUCUUUUUUAAUACCGCUAUUUCCUUUGUUAUGACCUACUCAUUUCCUAGUAUUUGAUUUGACUCAUUUUUUAUAGUCUGCCAAAAA